AUGUCACUUGGACUAUAUAGACACAGCAACCCAGUACUCAAACAUUGUACUCACAACUGUUCGUUAGUGUACAUUCGUAGACAUGAAGGCUUACCUGGUUCUUCUGUUGGUAUCUCUUUGUGCAGUGAUGAGGGAGACAGCUUCUCAAGGCGCUGGAGUAGGAGCAGGCAGCGAAGGGAAGAUUGGCUUCGGGAUGCAAGGAGGGGCAGGAGCAGGGGGUGGGGCAGGAUCAGGAGUCGGGACUGGACGCUUGACCUCACUCCACAGGGUCCUCCGCCAGCUACCUCCCGUCCCAUCAGGAUUACCAGAAGGAAUGCCAGUGCCUCCAGUCGACUCCAUCUUUUCUACUUGGUCCUUGCUUACAACGAGAUCUGUAGACGGUGCCUGUUUGUUGAGCAUGCCUUCUACAUUAGACAUCCAUGACUGCAGGGGAACUGUGUCAAUGACGUAA
Nezara viridula (southern green stink bug) is the source of this 451-nucleotide messenger RNA. NCBI's taxonomy places the organism in Eukaryota, Metazoa, Arthropoda, Insecta, Hemiptera, Pentatomidae. The record is from the annotation of a GenBank genome assembly.